AUGGAAUCUCGCUUCGCAGAAUCUCCACUACACAAUGCACACCCAACAAUAUUUGACGUUAUAAUUAUAGGCGGUGGUAUUGCAGGUUCAAGUACAGCAAUAAGAUUGGCACAAUUGUUUAACUCAGCAGCCGCAACAUGGCGGAAGAUUUUAGUUAUCGACGAGAGAACGACAAAUGCAGAAAUGUUCAAAGUUGGCGAAUCUUUGCCUGGAGAAGCAAAGCAUAUACUUAAAUCAUUAGGCGUAUUCGAAGCAGUAAACAACGAUACAAUGAAAGGUACUGGUACUCGAAUGAUUUUCGUAUACGUAGUAAUUUACACGUUUAACCAACUUAUAUUACUAUCGGCUUACAGGUCCCUGUUUGAGGAAACGCUAGUUAAAACUGCCGGGACACAGCAUGGUCGAUUCAUUACAAUUAUACGUGGUUCCGUAACUAAGGCACUUCUUGUAAAAAAUGCUGAUGAUGAGAAAUAUUGGAAAGUUUCUGUUUUGAGUAAUGAAUUACAGAUCCACGGAAACAUUCUCAUCGAUGCAAGUGGCCGUCGAUGCUUCGUCCGAAAAUGUUUACCGGACUUAAAACGUUCUCUCGAUACAUUACUGGCCUUUGCAUGUUUAUUUGAAACUGUUACUUCUCAACCGCCCGACUCGGACCAUUAUACCCUCGUGGAAUCCUGUGCUUUUGGAUGGUGGUACACUAGUCUUUUGCCCAGCAAGCAACGAAUCGUUAUUUUCCAUACCGACGAUGAUUUAAUAAAACAAAUUAGCAAAAAAAGAAAGAUCAGACAAGUAGAAGAGUUCUACGAUUUUAUGAAGGAAACUGCUAUACAUACUACCAAGCGUAUAAAUGAUCAUUCGUAUCUUCCUGUGGGAAAAAGAGUCAUGUGUAUGCCUACAAAUUCAGAAUGCCUUUCUCAGUUUGCGUCUUGUGAAAAUAGAUGGAUAGCAAUUGGUGAUAGUGCUGUUUCUUUUGAUCCACUCUCAUCUCAAGGGAUGCUCACCGCUCUUUAUAGUGCGAAGCUUGGUGCGGAAGCCAUAUUUUUUCAAUAUUUCAACAGCAAGAAACCAAGAAACAACGAAGUUACUGUUCAACCGUUAGAGAUCUUUCAAAAAUACAUCGAGGAUACAUUUC
This is a messenger RNA of Acaulospora morrowiae, 1129 nucleotides long. The record is from the annotation of a GenBank genome assembly. Lineage: Eukaryota; Fungi; Glomeromycota; Glomeromycetes; Diversisporales; Acaulosporaceae.